AUGAUGGAAGACUGCUGUGGUCUACUCACGACUCAGAGUGAACCAGUUCCUCUGAAGAGCAUUGAAGUGGAGCUGGAGGUGAGGGACCAUGUGGCUACAGUGGUCUCCACUCUGCUCUACCAGAACAAGGAGGACAAACCACUAGAGGCUGUUUUUGUCUUCCCUCUGCCUGGAGAUGCUGCUGUCUGUCAUUUCAGUGCUAACAUUGGACAGACACAGAUUGUAGCUGAGGUGAAGGAGAAACAGCAGGCUCGCGAGGAGUAUGAUGAUGCAUUGAGCUCCGGUCAGCAGGCCUUCCUAUUGGAGGAGAGUGAUCAGAGCCCAGAUAUAUUCUCUCUGAGUGUGGGCAGUCUGCCUCCAGGAGAGAGCGCCUCCAUCAGGCUGGAGUACGUCACUGAGCUGGCUGUGCAGGCCGAUGACGGGCUGAGGUUUUGUCUGCCUGCUGUGCUCAACCCUCGCUACCAACCUCAGGGAAGUGAAGGUGGCAGUGUCCAGGUGACGCCUGUUCCAGCCUCUCUGGUGCCCUACAGUCUGUCUUUCUCUGCCCGGGUGUCCUCUCCUCGUCCAGUCUCUAAAGUAGAGUCCAGCUGUUCCCUGGACCCUCUCCAGUACCUCAACACAGAGCAAACCCAGGCUACGGUCAAGUUGGCUGCAGGACACAAGUUUGACAGGGAUGUUGAACUGUUGAUUUAUUACAAAGAUGCCCACCAACCCAAUGCUGUGGUGGAGGCAGGACAGACCUCUGCCAAGCCUGGCACUCUGAUGGGUGAUCCAGUGGUGAUGCUGAGCCUGUACCCUGAGUCCCCCUCAGUGGCUUCAUGUGGAGAGUUUGUGUUCUUAAUCGAUCGAUCAGAAAGUAUGGAUUAUCCAAUGGAUAACAGAAACCCACAACAGACUCGCAUUGGCAGUGCCAGGGAUACCCUACUGCUCCUGCUGAAGAGUUUACCAAUGGGCUGCUACUUCAACAUCUACAGUUUUGGGUCCAGAUAUGAGCACAUCUUUCCUAAGAGUGUGGAGUACAGUGAGAAGACAAUGGAAGAGGCUCUGAAGAAAGUUGAGAACAUGGGUGCUGAUCUGGGAGGAACAGAGAUCCUGCAGCCCCUAAAACACAUUUACAGUCAGCCCUGCAUUCCCAGUCAACCAAGACAACUGUUUGUCUUUACUGAUGGAGAGGUGGGGAACACCAAAGAAGUUAUAAAUCUGGUGAGGAAGAACUCAGGCUACCACAGGUGUUUCUCUUUUGGGAUCGGGGAAGGGGCCAGCUCUGCUCUUAUCAAUGGUUUGGCCAAAGAAGGAGGAGGUCACGCUCAGUUCAUCACAGGAACUGACAGGAUGCAACCAAAAGUGAUGCAGUCGCUGCGAUUUGGUCUACAGCCAGCUGUGGUGGACAUCUCAGUCACAUGGGAUUUACCAAAGGGAGUGUCUGUCACUGUCCUCUCUCCACCAAUCACAAUUUUCCAGGGUCAAAGGUCACUGAUUUAUGCUCAGCUCACUGGACAGAGUCCAGAGGCAGCAGAGGGCUGUGUGACGGUGAAGUACAGCCUGGCAGGUCAUCCAUCCCACAACCAGCUCCACUUCAGUCUCAAACCUGCAGACGACACUGGACUAACAGUACACAGGUUGGCUGCUCGGACACUGAUUCGCUCCCUGGAGAUGGAGGAGAGAGAGCACAGAGGACAGCAAGAUGGAGGAGAGAAGAAGAAGAAGGUGGUGGAGCUCAGUGUCCAAUCAGGAGUGAGCAGUUCCUUCACCGCCUUCAUUGCUGUCAAUAAAGAUGAUGGCGAGGCCAUUCAAGGGCCUCUGUUGCGCAGAAAUGUCCCAGCACCCAGUGAGUGUUUGUAAGAACUAAUAAACACACUAAUGAUAGUGUAGAGAAGCACAGUGUUGUAAUGCUUUAAUAGUAUGGACAUCAUCAUUCUUCAUUCACAAAGCUGCUUAUCACUCUUAUUAUUGCAUUUCCUCUGUACUCACUGUG
This is a messenger RNA of Scomber japonicus (chub mackerel), 1975 nucleotides long. RefSeq names its product von Willebrand factor A domain-containing protein 5A-like. The record is from RefSeq and is a predicted model, not a curated record. Lineage: Eukaryota; Metazoa; Chordata; Actinopteri; Scombriformes; Scombridae.